GCUUUUCCACGUCGCUGCUAUGUCUCACAGGCGAACUCGCUGCGUAUGUAUGCGUGUCUCCAGCUAGGCCAGAGAGUGAUGGCGGCGCCCGUCCUGAGAGUGUCCACCCCUCGGUGGGAAAGAAUAGCUAGGCUCCUUGUUUGCCUGUUGGGCAUACUCUUGUCUCUAUAUGCUUUUCACGUCGAGAGGGAAAAGGCUCGGGAUCCGAGUUAUACGGCUAUGUGCGAUGUCAGCAGCUCCAUCAGCUGUUCAAAAGUGUUCAGCUCAAGGUGGGGCAGAGGAUUUGGACUCUUGGGCUCAAUCUUUGGAAAUGACAGUGCACUGAACCAACCAAACAGUGUCUAUGGGAUUGUCUUUUAUGCCUUUCAGCUCCUACUAGGAAUGACUGUCAGUGCAAUGGCUGCCCUUAUUCUCAUGACGACAUCCAUCUUGUCGGUGGUGGGUUCACUCUACCUGGGCUACAUCCUCUACUUUGUCCUAAAGGACUUCUGCAUCAUCUGCAUCACCACAUAUGCGCUGAACUUCAUUCUCUUUAUUCUCAACUACAAGCGACUGGUUUACUUGAAUGAGGCCUGGAAGCAGCAGCUCCAGGCUAAGCAGGACUAAGCUGUCGAGAACGGCAAGAAAAGUACGACAAACAACAACAACAACAAAAAAAAGAAAUGUGACCUCUGAACAUUUGACUUGCCACCAGGAGACCUUGCUUCCAAACAAUGUUUAUUCUGCUGUGUGUUCAAAAAAAUGAAGAAAUUUAACUUAAAUGUUGGGCCUGACAUCUCAAUGUUGAUUGCAAACACGGAAGGAUUUUUAAGUGAAAGAUGAUAUUUUCUUUUAAUUUCUUUUACCUUGUUUAACAUUGUACUCACUUAAGGAGGGGGGCUGGCUAUGUGUGUGCGCGCACGCGUUUGUGUGUGUGAGUGUGUGUGAGUGUAUGUGGUGGGAAACACAACAACCCGAGCAAGCAGAGGCAGAGGGCCACAGUACAGAACAGGCCGAUGGAGGACAGCUCUCUUUUGAACAAAAAGGAACGCAGAAUGGAAGAAAAAACAGGACAUUAAAGAGGGUUUACUUGAAAUGGUUAGAAAGGUCCUAUUACUGCACAGCAGAUCUGCACUAAUACUUGGAACAGAAUAAUGGGUCCUGAAAUUAGAAAAAACACUCAUUAAGGUUAUCAUACAGUUUGCAGAUAAGGUUCUAUGGCAGGGUGGGUUAAACAAUUAACAUUUAUACAGAAUAGAUUUUUUUUCAUGUUUACACUUUGUAGUAUGUUUCUUUUUGAAGAGGACCACUAAAAAUAAACUUGGGACAAUGUGAGAUAUUAUGUGUAGAUCAGUCAGAUUGUUUGUUUUGCAAUUCUGUAAAUAGCUGCUGAGCAAUAUUCCAGGCUAGAUUGUGAUUUAGUGUUGACACAAACCUGUAAGGAAAAAAAGCAACCAAAAAAACAGGAGAAAACAUCAGUAAAUCUGGAGUAAGAAGUGAUCAAGGUCACAGUUAAGGAGGUGGAUGAGUCUGAAGAUGUGUUCAGGACAUCCUCUGUCCUGUAAUCCUGGUCAGGCAUGCUGUUCAGAGUCGUGUGGAUUUCUUUGUUGUAAGUGGUUAUUGUUUCAUCAGAAGCCACCAAUACAAGUCUUUUAAACAGAACCAUAGGUUCUUUUCACCAAGUUUGCAUAAAGGCACCCUCACCCCUUUUUUUUUGGUUUUCUUAUUGUGUGAGAAGCAUUCCUGACCACCACACAAGUGGGAUCCAUAAAGACUUAUGUGCCUAAAGGAGUGUUAAGGUGAUUUUUUUUUUUUUACGUUUCGGGUGGGUGGGAGGGCUGAUGUCAUGUUAACACCAUUUUUGCUCGUUUUAUUGUCACAGAUCCAAGGCUUUAAUUUUUCUGAUCACAUUUCUUUUGUAAAUUAAAAUACCAGUGAAGUGUUUCUCCCUCCCUAAUAGAGUCUCAUGAGGUAGCAAAGGCUGCUACACUGUGAUUGUCUUCUCAAGAGUAGAGUAGCCUGGUGGCAGAAGCAUCUCUAAUCUUUCUGUUUGGGUUUGCUUUAAUGUUCAUCUGGCUUUUGUUCACUGUCCAGGCCUGUAUACAUUUGAUGUCUGUUGAACUGUAACGGUGAUCUUGCAAAGCUGAGUUACAGUUCAUUUGCAGGACUUGAGCAAAACUUGGAAAAUGUUAAUACUUUCUUGAUAUGAACGGCAGAGGUGCAACAAGGCAGAAGAUUCUUUAAGAAAACAAAACAGUAUGUUAAGCCAUAUGUGGAGUUGGUGGGAUUUUUUGCUCGAGCAGGAAAGACAUCCAGGCUGCUGAUGGGUUUUCUGUCACACUGAAGCUUUGCAUCAAGUGGUUGAUCUAAUACAGUGCAGUUUGUACAGAGAUGGAUCACAGUAUGACAGAAGCAAACACAGCUUGUAGUGGCUUUGCUAGAAAUCCAGUGUUGUCAUGUCAGAGUAGGACCAUUGUCUCUUCCACUGAUUAAAGUAUCCCACUUGUCAGCUGCAUGGUACACGAUCUCCUGGCUUUAAAUAUAUGUUGGCCAUUGGACAAUCUUACACACACUGUCAAAGAUCUAUAAAAGUCGUAGUAAUAACUGUAAUAAUGUGAUUCAUCUGUGGUGUUAAACCAGCUUGUUAAUAGUUUCCAUCACUGCUAGUCGUCAUGCCCCUUCAUGUUUUAAUAUAAGUUCUCCCGUACAGUUGUUUUAUAGGGUGAAGGUUGUUAACGUGUUGAUGAUCGCAACAGUCAGGAAAGCAAUUUCAGUGACACACUUCCUGUGUGAACAAUUAAGUCAUCAGUUGUAUAUGAAAAUGGAAAUUGAGGUGAUACUUUUUUUUCAGAUAUUGUCAAAGUGAAAUUGUUUCUAUUCUUGCAUGUUGUGACUCAUUUACUCCUGAUCAUGUCCAACAUCACUGUUGACUGUUUUCCAAAGCAAUGCAGUGUUAAAUUUUUCAUAACUUAAAACUUCCAUCCCUUAGUCCUUUACAGUUAAGAUCAUUUAUAUGGUUUGUCAGGUAAAUAUAGAGUCACCCCUGGCCUUAGUAAAAAAAAAAAAAAAAAAAAAAAAAAAGGUAUAUCUGAUAAAGGUAAAUGUAAUGCAGGCAAAUCUCAAUUUCAGUGUCAGCUCACUUCUGUCUGACUCCACACCCCCAGAUUCAUUUCAUUUUCAAGUUUGUAGUCAUUAUAGGACAUUUCAGGUUUUGUGCAACUCCUUCUGGAACCACAAAAGGCUUUAUAUAACUUUUUAAAUAUAUGCAGUAGUACUCCCCAAGGCCUUAAAUAGAAUUGAUGUGUAAAAUCAGUGGAGUUCCCCUUUAGGCAAAUGUCAACUUGAUUUUCUUACAAUACAGAAAAGAAUGUGAACUAGUAGCUGCCUGGAAGAGAAACUUACUGAAACACUAUUAUUUGCUUUGGACAUUGGUGACCAGUUGUAUUAAGCUGACAUGAUUGGUAGUAAAGUGGCAAAAACAUGCAAAAACAUUAGGGUCCUUCAACAAAAGCUAUGGUCCUCCAUAUAAUGACUUAAAUGUUUCCAUCAUUCCUUGGUGAGUCAUCUUUAAGAUCUUUCUUACACAGUAUUGCCUGGUUGGGCUUACAUCACGUUCUUUUUCAUCUAAACUCAGAAUGAGAUUUCACAGCCACAACACUGUUCUGUCUUUGUCCUUUUUCUGGGAAAGCCUGUGCACUCACAUAAAAGACAAGUCUCCUAUGGAUUCACUUGCAUAAGUCAAAGUUUUUUAUGUAGAGAAGUCAAACUGACAUUACCUGCUAGUUUUUUUUUUGGCAACAGCUAUUGGUCCUGUGAGUAUUGACCAUAGAACUGACAAGCUUACAUUAGGUAGCCUAUCAUUAUGUUAAUGGUUCUGGUCAUAUGCAAGCCUAUUACACUAGUUGUGUGCAGUUACUUUAAAGAAAUGUGUAAAGGAAUUUGGAUGUUAAAUGUUUGAAAUCUUUUGCUGGUAAAAGGGUCACCAUGUUGUGUGAUGACAUAAUGUCAAAAAAAAAGGUCAAAGCGAUUGAUACUACAUUCUCAUGAAUAUUCAUUUAGGCCCUGAGGUAUAACUGCCAUGUUAGUUGCAUCACCAAUGCCAACAAAAGUGCCUUCUGUUUGAUCACUAGGCCUUGAGCCAAAGACGAGCAACAGUAAUAGCCUUGUAAAACGAAGAAUGGUAACUGUAACAGGCACUUCUGCUUGCCUUCCUUAAGAUGUAAUCUGAUUAAUUGGUUAAUUCCCAAAGAUUUAAUAUCCAGUGUCCGUGCAAAAAUCCAUUCAGAAAUUGCCAGACAAAAUGCCCUGUCAAAUCAAUGGCCGUUCCUUUUUUCCUUCCUGAACUCCACUAUAUGAUCGUCUUUACUUUGUCUAGCUAGGACACGUUUGUUAGCUAGGAAUACACUCUGUUAAACUACAUGAUUGUAAUGUUCUUUUUUCAUCAUGAAUUAAUUAUGCCCUUUAGCUGUAUAGACUGUUAACAUUCUGGGUUAUUUUAGUAAAUUAAAAAAAAGUUGAGGGGUUGGAGGGCUAGGAAUCCAUGUGUCAGCAUCAAAUGUUUAUUAAAUUUCUUUGUGGAGGAAAACUUACUGGGUUUGCUUCUGUAUUGCCAAAUAUGUUUUAAAAUGCUGUAUUUUCUUACAUGGAAAAGUGUUACAUGAAUGGUAGGAGGGUGCAGAAAAAGUAAACUGUUUCAAUCCAGCUUAUGUUAAGGGAAAACCGUGGAAAAGGUUGACAUGAGUACAUUUUUAAUUGUGUCAUUGUCAUGUGGAAAUGAUCUACCAUUAAAACAUUCCCUCUGAAA
Messenger RNA from Lates calcarifer (barramundi perch), 4783 nucleotides. It is a transcript of the gene vkorc1l1, whose product is annotated as vitamin K epoxide reductase complex, subunit 1-like 1. Gene Ontology annotation, biological process: vitamin K metabolic process; peptidyl-glutamic acid carboxylation. Gene Ontology annotation, molecular function: vitamin-K-epoxide reductase (warfarin-sensitive) activity. Lineage: Eukaryota; Metazoa; Chordata; Actinopteri; Centropomidae. The transcript has 3 exons. Bases 46 to 606 code for a protein of 186 amino acids. The record is from RefSeq and is a predicted model, not a curated record.